AUGAAUUCCUUCACCGUCAAUACCGAAACAAAACCUACUGAAACUGUUCAAUACUUUCCUACCGUGGGUGAACCCGUUAUUGGUCACACUGACGGAAGGUUUCCACAACUCUCCUUAGAUGAACAACCCGGUCAGGCUAUUGAAAAUUCCCCACGCCUAGCGGUAAAGGAAGAAGAGAAUGCACAAAGCGUUUCUUCUGACGACCAAAAAGAGCACAGUCCUACACCCUCAGCUUCUAAAACAACUUACACUUGCCACGUUUGUGCACCUAUGGGAACAUCACGAGAGCUGGGAUCUGUGUCUCAAAUUCAACUUAACAAAGCAUCAGCAAGUUCAAAUGAUGGAGGUUAG
Cetraspora pellucida is the source of this 351-nucleotide messenger RNA. Lineage: Eukaryota; Fungi; Glomeromycota; Glomeromycetes; Diversisporales; Gigasporaceae. The record is from the annotation of a GenBank genome assembly.